ACUCCGCAUCUUCUCUAAUUCUACUCUCUCUCUCCCCCCGUUUAUAUUAAAGCUCAGCUCCUAUACAAUUUGUUUUAUUUGUUUCUAGUAUAACAUGGCAGCUGCUACUUCCUCUAUCUAUUUUCCGGCCACUUCCCGCCCUGAUUCCGCCGGAAUUUCACUCUCCCGGUGCCGUCCGUUAGCUCAAUUGAGGACUCAUAGGGUCAUGGUUGUUCGUUCCGAUUUAGAGAAAAAUGUCUCCGACAUGAGCACCAAUGCUCCAAAAGGGCUAUUUCCACCUGAACCAGAACAUUAUCGUGGACCAAAGCUAAAAGUGGCUAUUAUAGGAGCUGGGCUUGCGGGCAUGUCAACUGCUGUUGAGCUUUUAGAUCAAGGACAUGAGGUGGAUAUAUAUGAAUCAAGGCCUUUUAUUGGAGGGAAAGUGGGUUCUUUCGUUGACAAACGCGGAAAUCACAUAGAAAUGGGACUUCAUGUAUUUUUUGGUUGCUACAAUAAUCUUUUCCGUCUUCUAAAAAAGGUUGGUGCAGAAAAAAAUCUUCUCGUGAAGGAUCAUACUCACACUUUUGUAAACAAAGGGGGUGAAAUUGGUGAGCUUGAUUUUCGGUUCCCAGUUGGAGCACCAUUACAUGGAAUAAAUGCUUUUUUGACUACGAAUCAACUCAAGACUUAUGAUAAAGCAAGAAAUGCUCUUGCCCUUGCCCUUAGUCCUGUUGUGCGUGCACUUGUUGAUCCAGAUGGAGCAAUGAGGGACAUAAGAAAUUUGGAUAAUAUUAGUUUUUCUGAAUGGUUCUUAUCCAAAGGGGGCACACGCAAGAGUAUCCAGAGAAUGUGGGAUCCUGUUGCUUAUGCUCUUGGGUUUAUUGACUGUGAUAACAUGAGUGCUCGUUGUAUGCUCACUAUAUUCUCAUUAUUCGCAACUAAAACAGAAGCAUCUCUUUUGCGCAUGCUUAAAGGUUCUCCUGAUGUUUAUUUGAGCGGACCAAUUAGAGACUACAUUACACAAAAAGGGGGAAGGUUCCACCUCAGGUGGGGAUGUCGAGAGAUUCUUUAUGAAAAAUCGAGUGAUGGCCAAACAUACAUAUCAGGAAUUGCCAUGUCUAAGGCAACUCAAAAAAAAGUCGUGAAAGCAGAUGCUUAUGUUGCAGCAUGUGAUGUCCCUGGAAUCAAAAGACUACUGCCUUCACAGUGGAGAGAAUGGGAGUUCUUCGACAAUAUAUACAAACUAGUUGGUGUUCCUGUUGUAACUGUUCAACUAAGAUACAACGGCUGGGUUACAGAGAUGCAGGAUCUAGAAAGGUCAAGGCAACUGAGGCACGCAGCAGGACUGGAUAAUCUUCUUUAUUCCCCAGAUGCAGACUUCUCUUGUUUUGCAGACCUAGCACUUGCAUCUCCAGAAGAUUACUAUCUUGAGGGGCAAGGCUCUUUACUCCAAUGUGUGCUUACCCCUGGCGAUCCAUACAUGCCUUUACCAAAUGGUGAAAUCAUUGAGAGAGUUACAAAGCAGGUCUUGGCUUUGUUCCCAUCCUCCCAAGGUCUUGAAGUUACAUGGUCAUCUGUUGUCAAAAUUGGCCAAUCUUUAUACCGUGAGGGGCCUGGUAAAGAUCCAUUUAGACCUGAUCAGAGGACCCCUGUUGAAAACUUUUUCCUUGCUGGAUCAUAUACGAAACAGGAUUAUAUAGAUAGUAUGGAAGGUGCAACUCUUUCAGGCAGGCAAGCUUCUGCCUAUAUAUGUGAUGCCGGAGAAGAUUUGGUGGCCUUGCAGAAGAAGAUUGGUGUAAUUGAGUCCAACACGCCUACAGGAGCUGAGUUGAGUCUUGUCUGAGCCAGUGUAAUAUACAUCUGUAUAGAAGUUCACCAGGAGUCUCUAACCGGAUCAGAAUUCCUCGAAUCGGACGGCUAGAAAGCAUUCACACAAAUCAAAAUUAUUUCCAUUGUAUAAUUGUAUUGAACCACGAGAACCUCAUAUACAACUGAUGUGGUAAAGAUAAUCUCGGAGAUCAUUAGUAGGCCAAGCGUCGAGAUCCUAUAUUGAGAUG
Daucus carota subsp. sativus is the source of this 2036-nucleotide messenger RNA. RefSeq names its product zeta-carotene desaturase, chloroplastic/chromoplastic. Lineage: Eukaryota; Viridiplantae; Streptophyta; Magnoliopsida; Apiales; Apiaceae. Gene Ontology annotation, molecular function: 9,9'-di-cis-zeta-carotene desaturase activity. The record is from RefSeq and is marked provisional. Gene Ontology annotation, cellular component: chloroplast. Gene Ontology annotation, biological process: carotenoid biosynthetic process; carotene biosynthetic process. The coding region runs from base 95 to 1822 and encodes 575 amino acids. The transcript is spliced from 14 exons.